This is a messenger RNA of Nylanderia fulva, 2545 nucleotides long. NCBI's taxonomy places the organism in Eukaryota, Metazoa, Arthropoda, Insecta, Hymenoptera, Formicidae. The record is from RefSeq and is a predicted model, not a curated record.
AUUAGCUUUUAUAUGGUAAGAGUAGGUAUUUAUAUAUGCUUCAUGCAAAAACAGAAAUUUAUUUUACAGAUUUUACGAUGAAGACCGAUGAAAUAACGUCACAAAAUUCACAAACCACAAGCAAAAAUAGUGUAUCUAAUAUAGGACCAAUGAUACAUCCUCAGAGUGGUUCAGCAUUUCUUGUAGUCUUAACAUUUGCAUGCGACUCUGUAAUAGCAUGUGUUAGACAACUGAACAUAAUGGAUGAGGAAUGCGGUGAUGGAAAUUAUGGAACUACACUUGCUCAUAGUGCCAGUGUCAUAAAAGAAGCAAUUAAGGAAGGUAGAAUUUCAGCAACAAGACCUUUUAUAACAUUUACACAGAUAAGUCGAAUUAUUGAGAGAGAAAUGGGUGGCUUAGAAGGUGGAAUAUAUUCAUUAUUUUUUUAUACUAUUGCAAAGAGCUUUCUUAGAUUUCAAGAUGAUGAGCAAUUGACUGCAAACAUGUGGUUAAGUGUCUUGACAUCUGCAAACGAAAUGAUAUCCGAAGUUAGUGGAACAUCAAUCGGUGAACGAAGUAUGCUGGAUGCCUUAAUACCUGUGCAACAUAAAUUAAAAGAUGCAUUGAAUUCGGGCUCGAAACCAAUUGAUGCAUUUGGAGAAGCUGUCAAGGCUGCUGAAACUUCUGCUAUGCAAACUGUGCACAUGUCAGGAUCACAUUCUUAUCCAGAUCCUGGAGCACAUGCUGUAGGUAUAUGGAUGAGAGCUGCUUAUGAAGAAGACGUUCAGGAUGAGUGUGAGGGCUGUCAAAGUAUUGGAAAUGUGAAAUACUUGAGCAACGAGCAUGAAACGAGAACAUCUUUCCUAUCUGCUCAGCAAUCAUUGAUGCAAGAUAUUGGAAAUUUGUUAAAACAUGCUUGCAUUAGGAGCCUAAGCUGUGAAGUGCAUCCUGGUAAGGAAGGUGUUUGCUACUUUGGAGAUGAAUACAGGGGGCAUGUUUUAAGUCAUACUUUUACAUUGAAAGAUGCCCAGGCAAGAGGAUUUAGGAGGUGGUGCAGUUUUAUUGUUUUCAUGAGAGAUAAGCAAUUUUUGUUAAACAUGUGGCCAUUUUUAAUUGAUAAUUUAAAGGAAGUAAUUAGAGAGCUGCAAGAUUUUGCAGAGAAAAGAUAUAAUGCAGAAGAAGCAGAAUGCCCACAGAGAGCAAUGAGGUUAACAACAGCAAAUAAUAGUGCAGGUGGUCAUGGUCCUAUAACUAAGCAACCCAGAACACUUACUGAUAUAACAAAUGAAAAACACGUUUUUGUAAGAAUUCACAUGUGGUUAGUAUGGAUCCUUAGUGCUGGUGCAAGGCAUUUCAUAGAAAUUUUUCCAAUGAAUUUAUUAGAUGAUGAACUUAAUUAUAAUUUUGAACAUCAAAUUGAAACAGAAGAAAAUUUUACUUUAGUAAACGCAAAAUUGCCAAUAAAUUUAAAUCUUAACUCGGAUGACUCAGAACUUUUGCCAGAAUUUUCUGAAAUCACGGAAAAAUCUAUCGCCGUAAUUUUGCGACAUUUGAAACAAAUACUGGGGAAGGAUCAGUUUAGACAGCUGCUGUAUUCCUGCCUAACUGGCGUGCAAGUCCUGGUGAGAGGCCCGAAAAUUCAAAGAUUGGAAUCUUUGUAUGGACUUAGCAGUCUUAUCCCAAGAGCAUGUCGAAGGGUGAAAGCAGAAACAUCGGAAUAUAUGGAUCCUGACAUGUGUAACUUUAUUGGCGUAGAUACCUCAGUGGCGAUUCCUUUACCUUGUGCAAGUGUAUGCAGGCUCGAUAUUAUACUUGAAGAACACAAAAUCGAAGAUGCAAAAUCCCAUAUAGUUAAAUGGACCGGUGCAUUACCAUCAAAAUUACCAACCUUGUUAACGAAGAUUGAAAAAUCACUCGACAAUGAGAAACUCGGAAAUUCAGUUCUCAAAGCACAUUUUGCAACCCUUUUGGAAGAAUGGGCCAAUAUCGCGAAAGUUGUUCACGCGAUGCGCGGACGAGGUCAUCGUGGUGAUCUCUCUGGACUGAUGCUCAGUUUGGGUGCUGGACCUCAGGACAAAAAGUUAUUGGAUGCAUGGUCUAUGGGAUUACCAUCUAAUCCAGCAUAGUCUUCAACAAAUAUUUAUUUUAUUCUAUUGCACGCGUGUAGUAUAUAUAACGUAAUAUUUAUUGCAGAUCGUAUAUUUCUCUAUUCAGAUUCCUCAUUUAUCCAAGAGGAAUGUUUAUGUGUGUUCAAGGUUGUGCGUCAUUUUUUUAUUUAUGAUUUAGUUAAAAUAUUAAAGAGAACUUUAAGUAUCUUGGGAACUUGAAAUAUCUAUGGCAAAAAAUUGUAUAUCUUUUAUACACAUUUCAUCAUUUGUUUUAAACUAUGUGAUAGUUUAGUGAACGCUGGUAAAUCUUAUAAUAAUAAUAAUUGUGGAGAGAAAGAAUUUUUCAAUGUGUAUAGUUUUGAAUAUAUAUUUAUAACUUAUUUCUACAUGAAAAGAAUAUGUUAGCAAAUGUUAUUAGGUAAAAAUAUAAUAUACAAAUAAAUUUAUAUACAAAGAAA